This is a messenger RNA of Crotalus tigris (Tiger rattlesnake), 2632 nucleotides long. It is a transcript of the gene TOM1, whose product is annotated as target of myb1 membrane trafficking protein. The transcript is spliced from 14 exons. The coding region runs from base 89 to 1420 and encodes 443 amino acids. Gene Ontology annotation, molecular function: clathrin binding; ubiquitin binding; phosphatidylinositol binding. Lineage: Eukaryota; Metazoa; Chordata; Lepidosauria; Squamata; Viperidae. The record is from RefSeq and is a predicted model, not a curated record. Gene Ontology annotation, biological process: signal transduction. Gene Ontology annotation, cellular component: membrane; endosome.
CGCCCCCUGCAGCUCAGGCUGGUCACGUGAUCAACUCGCGGCCCUGUCAGCUGAUCCCUGCUAAGCCGUGGCGGUUGUCUAGGUGGUGAUGGAGUUUCUUCUCGGCAAUCCUUUUAGCUCUCCGGUCGGACAGCGCAUUGAGAAAGCUACUGAUGGCUCCUUACAGAAUGAAGAUUGGGCUCUUAACAUGGAAAUCUGUGACAUCAUUAAUGAGACAGAAGAAGGGCCCAAAGAUGCUUUUCGAGCCAUAAAGAAAAGGAUUGUCGGGAAUAAGAAUUUCCACGAAGUGAUGCUGGCUUUGACAGUCCUUGAGACAUGUGUCAAAAACUGUGGUCAUCGUUUUCACAUACUUGUUGCUAGCCAGGAUUUUGUAGAAGGUGUAUUAGUACGAACUAUCCUUCCCAAAAACAAUCCUCCAGCUAUUGUACAUGAUAAGGUGUUGACCAUCAUCCAAUCCUGGGCUGAUGCCUUUCGUAGUACACCGGACCUGACUGGGGUUGUAACUGUUUAUGAGGACCUGAGGAGAAAAGGCCUGGAGUUUCCCAUGACAGAUCUAGAUAUGCUAUCGCCCAUCCAUACACCACAGAGGACUGUAUACACACCACCAGAUUCCCAGUCAGGAGUUACUUCAUCAGCAGAUUCUCCUCAGGCGAUAGAUUCAAUCCUGCACCCUGUGUCCUUACCACAAGUUCCAGAGAUUGCAGCUGAUGCCUCUAUCACACCUACGCCGGACCAGAUUGGAAAAUUACGCAGUGAAUUGGAAGUGGUGAAUGGAAAUGUAAAAGUAAUGUCUGAGAUGUUAACAGAAUUAGUGCCAGGACAAACUGAAUCUUCUGACCUUGAACUGCUCCAGGAACUCAACCAGACAUGUAAAGCAAUGCAGCAGCGUAUAUUGGAGCUGAUUCCCCGCAUCCUCAAUGAACAGCUAACUGAGGAGCUGCUCAUUGUGAAUGACAACCUCAACAAUAUUUUCCUGCGCCAUGAACGGUUUGAACGGCUCAGAUCUGGCCAGUCUGCAAAGCAACAAAAUGACACAGAGAAUGAAAACAGUCUGCUUGACAUGGGACCUAGUAUCACACCAGCACAAAAAGUUCCUGAAACUGCCAAUACACUUUCAUCUCAACUUGCAGGAAUUGAUCUUGGUUCUAGCAGUGUCAGUGCAGGUUUGCAGUCCCUCAAUAAUUCCAGCAAACUGGAAGAAGAGUUUGAUAUGUUUGCACUGACCCGUGGCAGUUCCUUAGCUGAACAACGCAAAGAGGUGAAGUAUGAAGAUCCUUUAGCAACAAAAGGUCUAGCUGGAGCCUUGGAUGCCAGACAACAGAAUACAGGAGCACUGGAGCCAGGUGCUUCUACUGAUGAGGCCCCGAUUACAAACUGGAUGAUGCGCCAAGGAAUGAUAAGCUUACUUGGUCUAAGAUAGGAACAUGAACUUAAAAAUGAAGACGUGGGGAAGUAAGAAGUGGCGUUUCAUCAUUAUAUUGUGAAAUUACAAUAUAAUUCCCCAGGCAAGUUUUUAUUUUUGGUUUGUAAUGGAAACAAAACCCUUUGUAUCACAGGCACAGGUUAUAUGCUUAAUAGCAAUAAAUAAAAAUGGCUGACUGAAUACACCAAUGUGUUUAUAUAAGAAACCCUAUUUCUUUUCAAUUUUAAGAAUAUGUUAAAGAUAUUUUACUAAACACAGGAAAUGGGCAAAAUCUGAGAAUCUUAUUUAAAUUUUUUGUUGGAUUUACAUCCUACCUUUCAUUCGGAAACUCCAAAUAGCAUACACAUCACUCUUUCCUCCACUUGUUCCCCACAUAAACAAUUGUAUGAAGAAGAUUAGUGUAAGGGGUAAUAAUUAACCAAAAGAGAUGAAAGUGUAGAGGAAAGAAGUGAAACUUUGAGAGAUCUUAUUUGUCAGAUCUUAACUGUAUGAUUGUUGUGCCAGAGUGGCACAAUGAGAACUUUAAAGUGGCCUUUAUAUUAGAAGAUGGGAGUAAAGCAGAAGUCCACAGAAGUACUUUUGCUAGACAUAAAUUACCUGAUUUUGUUUUGAAAAAUGUUGUUCCUUAAGCUUGUUAAAUACAGUGGUAUGACCUAAAAUAAACUAAAACACAGAAGGUUUUUAUGCUGUACUUGAUAAAAUUAAAACAUAUAUCAAAGCCUUCUAAUUAAUUAUGUCUCUCCAUAUACAUUAUGAUAUUAUCCAUACCAUCUGUACCUGCAAGGUAAGACCCAAGCUGGGUGCAAAAGAUUUUUAACCAUUCUUCAGUAAUGCUGGCUUCAUUUAAGAAAUGUUGAAUCAAUCAAUCAAUUAUAUCAAUUCAAUUUAUUACAGCCAAAGGCCACACAUAAAUCAAAUAUCCAAAUAAAACAAAACUAGACAGAGCCAUCACAAGAGGACAUAGCAAUACAUCACAAUCAAUGACGCAAUCAAUGGGCGACCAAGGUCUGCCUAGUUUUACAGGCAGUAUAUCAAAAACAAGCUAUCUUCAGAAACUGAAUCAUACUGACAAAAUGUUGAAUCAAAAAUGGGCCCCAAGAAUUGCACUGAUUUAAACCAUGACUUUUUAAACCUGAGAUUUGAGGAUAUUUUUUUUUUCACAAACAUGGGUAUGCAAGGUCUAUUUGGUCUUUUUCUUUUUCUCACUUU